Messenger RNA from Danio aesculapii, 3207 nucleotides. It is a transcript of the gene srpx2, whose product is annotated as sushi-repeat containing protein X-linked 2. The coding region runs from base 147 to 1529 and encodes 460 amino acids. The transcript is spliced from 10 exons. The record is from RefSeq and is a predicted model, not a curated record. NCBI's taxonomy places the organism in Eukaryota, Metazoa, Chordata, Actinopteri, Cypriniformes, Danionidae.
UUGAAGGUUUUACUGCGUGGGAUUCACUGCUUUAACUACUCUGUCAGAGUUAGUUAUCUGAACGAUUACUUUGGAAAUAUCUGAAUUUAUCUUAGGUUAAGUUUUUAUAUUAACAUUUAUAUCAAUUUCCGCUGGCAUCCAACACAAUGAUCAAAUGUAUUAUUCUUUUUGUUGAGUUGUUCAUCAUUUAUCAGACUCUGGGUGAUAACACUGAGGGCUCAACAUUUACUUAUCAUGACACCAAUGAAGUUGUGCAUGAGGAUGAGAUUUACCACACCCCUCAGUUGGACUACAAACAUCCGCAGUGGUGUCAUAGACUCAAGCUUACCAGCGGGGAAGUGUCCUGUACGUCACCUCAAGGUGGACGCCACCACAGCACACUUGGUACUCGCUGCAUGCUGUCCUGUGAUCGUGGAUAUAAACGGCUGGGACGAUCAUCAGUGCAGUGCAUGCCAAACCGCCGCUGGUCUGGAAGUGCUCUCUGUCGAAGGAUACGUUGCCAGGUACUGUCUGUGAUUGACCACGGUAUGUACAGUUGUAAUCGGGAUUUUGUGGUGGACUCCAGGUGUGACUACACCUGCGACGAAGGUUAUCAGAUUGAGGGAGAUCGCUACCGCUUGUGCCAAGAAGAUGGAAAGUGGAGCGGCACAGAACCCACAUGUGCAGAUUAUGACCCUCCCAAACUGAAAUGUCCUUUGUCCAGAGAGAAGGUAGCAGAACCAGGAAAACUAACCGUCAUGGUUUCCUGGGAUCGUCCUGUAGCUAAAGAUACAGCUGAUCGAGCAUUACGGGUUUUGCGGAAUGGACCAGAGUCGGGAUCUGACUUUCCUGAAGGAACACAUGUGGUUCGAUAUAAAGCCUAUGACCAGGCUGGCAACAUGGCGACCUGCAAGUUUACAGUCCACGUUGAAGUGAGACGCUGUCCAAAGCUGAAGCCGCCGAUGCAUGGCUAUCUGACAUGCUCAUCUGAUGGGAAUAAUUAUGGGGCUAUAUGUGAAUACCACUGUGAUCCUGGCUUUGAAAGGACCGGUUUUGUGACACGCGUUUGUCAGCUCAACCGCAGCUGGUCUGAUGAAGCAGCUCAGUGUGUAUUAAUGGACAUAAAAACAGAUGUGAGAUCAGCUGGCGCUCUGCUCGAUCAGUUUUAUGAAAAAAGAAGACUUCUUGUUGUAUCUACACCAGAUAACGGUAACCAGAAAUACAGACUUCAGAACAUGAUGCUGCAGAAGGCUGGUUGUGGUCUGGAUCUGCGUCAUGUGACUGUGAUCGAGCUGUUAGGAAGUCCUCCUCGAGCAGUGGGCCGCAUUAAAGAACAGCGUCUACAGCCUGAGGUUAUUGAGGAUCUUAGACAGGCGCUGCAUAUCUCUAUGGCAUAUUUCACCAUGGUUCUUCUGGAUGAAUAUGGUGUGGAUCGUGAGCGUUUUGUUAACCCUACCAACUCCGAAGAGCUUUUUUCCUACGUAGACGAGUUUCUGCUCACAGAGGAGGAGCGAGAGAGACUGGAGAUGAACGGGGACUUCUGUGACUGACCAACUAAAAUGUUCAUCAACAGGUCAACAGGUCAUCAACAUACAUGCACCUCAAGAAUCUCCUAAAUAACUACACACUUGAGGUAUUGUUAACAGAGAAUCACAGCUGGAAAUGUGAUUUGGAACAGGUUUUAAUCUGCCAGUGGAAAACUGCCAGGUGAGGUUGCAAAAGAUACAUAUUCUAAAGAAAAUAUUUUUAACUAGGGCGAUACAGGAAAAAAUGAUCACAAUAUAAUGUUUAAUAUCAUUCGGUAUCGAUAAUUAUUGACAGAUUUUUACAAUCCGAUUAGGAAAAUUAGGAUUUUUUUAUUUAACCAUUUUACUUCAAUUUACCAACAUUACUAAAGGCAAAUAGUUUUAAUAGUCAGAAAUAACAAAAAUAAACAAAAAAAAUCUUGUCUCUUAUGUCUCAUAAUAAAAUAAACAUAAGUGCUAAAGAGACUUAAACUUAAUAAAUAAAAUGUUACAAAGUGUGUGCAAUGAUAAAUUGUAAACGCUGAACAAUCAAAGCAAACUUUAAGGGAGAUCAACAUCUGUAUACAUAAUAAUAAUAAUAAUAACACAGUAAACCACUAACUCUUAACAAAAAUUAUGAUAAUCAAAUCUGAGCUUUCAAAUAAAGGAACCAGCCAUCAUUAUUCAAAUACAUACUGCAGAAUUACAAAUUGUGAAGUUGACUGACUACAUUACCCUUAUGUUAAAAACUCUUUCAGAUGGGGAGCUAGUGGCUUGGAUGUACAAGAAAAGAAACCAAAAAGCCACUCUGGCGACAUCCUUACAUUCUUUUUUAUUUACAAUCUCUUCACUGCUGCUUUUGGCUCUAAUUUUCGCGUGUGUUGUUAUUCUGACCUGAGGUGGCGAAACCCAACCAGAGUCCGUUCACAUGCUGGGUGUAAAAGCAUGAGCGUGUGGAUUCGGUUUCCUUUUCAAUGAGCUUUGUGCUCGCACUCCUCUGGUGUCUCUCAUAACUAGGUGACCAUCAACCAUUUUCUUAGAGGAUGACAAAUGAACAAACCAUUGCUGCGGUUUGCAUACUAGUUUGUAUUUAAUAAGAGAAUGAAAAAGCACUGCAGUGUUUGUCUGAGUCUGCCAUUAUUACUGAAAUGUGUAUAUUGCAUACAAAGUGUGAAGCAGAUUGGUUAGUUCUACUUGCAUGAAUCGCGGUGCACAUGCAGCAUUCUGAAAUGUUUUCAACUAGGUGCGCCUGGAAAAUAAUUGGAAAUAACCCAUAAGCUUAAUGGCAUUCCUUCCAAGGCACGUGCCCUGCAGCCAUAUUUUAACUAGGCUAUAGCACUUCAUACAGAACUUUUCAGAACUAAUCGUUAUUGACAAUGGUGUUCGGUCAAUAAAUAUCGAUACUGUUUUAUCGGCCCAGCCCUAUUUCUAACCAUCUAUAUUCAAGUGCACAGCACAUUGUGUGAAUUCUUAAAAAUAUUUAAUAUUUAUUAAAAGAUGGUAUUUUCAGUUAGCUCCUCAAAACAAGGUGCUUACAAUGGAGUACAUCAGCAUUUAAACAUCAAAACACAUUGUGGUUAAAUAUGUCAAACAUUCUGAGCUACACAUCACAUUUAAACUGAACUAAAAUAUUUUUAAGAACAUCAUUAGAAUGAUGAUGUACCUGAAAACCUAAAUUCUGAUACAACAUUUAUAGGAAAUAAAUAAAAUUCAGAUAUACACA